Molecule: messenger RNA, 5345 nt
Organism: Cyprinus carpio (common carp)
Lineage: Eukaryota; Metazoa; Chordata; Actinopteri; Cypriniformes; Cyprinidae
Product: NUAK family SNF1-like kinase 1
Biological process (GO): microtubule cytoskeleton organization; intracellular signal transduction; protein phosphorylation
Cellular component (GO): cytoplasm
Molecular function (GO): ATP binding; protein serine/threonine kinase activity; tau-protein kinase activity
Source: RefSeq, a predicted model, not a curated record
UAAUGCACAAUAGAUCCAUUGUCGUUCUAAUUGUGAAUGAUACAUUGUUGCAGUUUAUAAGUGCCAUAAAACCACAUGGCAGGUGUUCAUUAGUUUCUUUUUAAUAAUAUGCCUUUUUAGUCCGUUCAUAGCCUUGUUUUAUCGUUCAUAAUUAGACUGGGAUUAUUAUUUUCUUUUAGAAAGCCUACCAUAGCCGGUUAUAGUUAGAAUAGAUAGACACCUCAUUUAAAUAUGAGUCAUUUUUGACAAUCAUAAAUUAGUUUAUAUGUUACCAUAAUAAACGUUUGCAUUGUAAUUUAUUUAUUUAUUUAUAUGCUAAUUAGCUAUAUUGAUUAGAGUUAUAUUAUCAAUAUUUCAAAGCAUUUAGUCAAGAUAUUUAAACAUAGAGGGAGGUGUAAAAUAUCAUCCUCCCGGCGUGAUGGAGACACAAAGGACAGGUGACCCGCCGGGCCCCUCAGUGGUGAUGGAGGCCCCUGAGGGCCCCGGUAAGGUCAAACGCAGCAGCUCUGGUGUGAAGAAACAUCAUCACAAACACAACCUGAAGCAUCGCUACGAGCUGCUGGAGACCCUGGGGAGAGGAACCUAUGGCAAAGUCAAGAAGGCCAUCGAGCGCCAUUCUGGAAGAGAGGUUGCCAUCAAGUCUAUCAGGAAAGAGAAGAUUAAAGAUGAACAGGACAUGGUUCACAUUCGACGAGAAAUCGAGAUCAUGUCGUCUCUUCGCCACCCACAUAUCAUCUCUAUAUAUGAAGUGUUUGAAAAUAAGGACAAGAUAGUGAUUGUCAUGGAAUACGCCAGUAAAGGUGAACUCUAUGACUACAUCAGCGAACGCAGACGCCUGACUGAGAGAGAAACCCGACACUUCUUCAGGCAGAUCGUCUCUGCUGUGCACUACUGCCAUAAGAAUGGUGUUGUUCACCGGGACCUGAAACUGGAAAAUGUGCUACUGGAUGAAAACUGUAACAUAAAGAUUGCUGAUUUUGGGUUGUCUAACCUGUAUCAUAAAGACAAGCUCCUCCAGACCUUUUGUGGUAGUCCACUGUACGCAUCCCCAGAGAUCGUCAAUGGCAGACCAUACCAUGGUCCAGAGGUGGACAGCUGGGCUCUGGGAGUGCUGCUGUAUACGCUGGUCUAUGGCAGCAUGCCAUUCGAUGGAGGGGACCACAAAAAUCUCAUUUGGCAAAUCAGCAACGGAGAGUAUCGAGAACCAUCCCAGUCAUCAGAUGCCCGUGGUCUUAUCCGCUGGAUGCUGAUGGUCAACCCUGAGCGGCGGGCCACAGUGGAAGACAUCGCCAAUCACUGGUGGGUAAACUGGGGAUGGAAAACCAGUGUGUGUGACUGUGAAUCGCAAAGGGAUUCUGGCUCACCCAUGCUGGCUCGUCUCAUUGACUGGCAGAACCGGACCGAACCUCGACCCACUAAAGCCAUCCGGUCCGAGCCAUUCCCACUUGUCCGUCAACGGCCCAAAAAGUCUAAGAAAGAGAAUGAUGACUGUGUGUCUCACUGUAAUGGAGAGGACAGUCUGGGCCUCAAGAGACCAAAGGGCAUCCUAAAGACAAGAACCUUUGAAGAGCAACGCUCUCCAAGUUUGGAAGAAAUAGAAUCCAGUGUGGGAACCCCAGAGAAGGAAUCUGGGCCUGAAGGUGAAGAGGGUGAGGAGGAGCAGGGGCUAACAGGCAACUCUCCUACCAAAGCGGUCUCUAUCCUUCCGAAGAAGGGAAUCCUAAAAAACAACCAACAACGGGAAUCAGGGUACUAUUCUUCUCCAGAGCGCAGCGAGUCCUCUGACCUUCUAGGUGGCAACAUUACACCUCUUGCCGCCAGCUCACCACCAAAGCGAGCGGUUGGUAGGAAGGGCAUUUUGAAGCGCAACGGGAAGUAUUCUACAUACAGUGGCGCUCCUCCUUUGAGUGUCCUUGGAGAACCAGCACCUGGCGAUUCUGGUUUAUCCCGCAGUCAGAGUCGCCCAUCUAGUAUUGUAAGGGAGGAUAGCAACACCAUCACCAACAGUUCCUUCAGUGGCACUGACUGGCCCCCACCCGGUGCCCGCCCCAACAUCAGAGGCUGCGUGUCUGCAGAAAACCUUCUCCAGCUGUCCAACUUCAAAGGUCUUCAGGCAGCUCCUUCCCUACAUAGUGGGAAAUUCAGCCGAGGAACGCAGGGCUCUCCGGGGGAUAACAGCAGCUUCUCUCUACUAGGAGAUCUUGAUGAUAUGACUCAGGUGUACCAACAAGCCUUGGACAUCAGCAACAACCUGUCAUAGGGAUGGGGGCCAGUUGAGAGGGGCCUAGAAAGAAAGAAGGUGGAGCAAGUGGAAGAUGUUUGUUUGGAAUGUUGUUGACGACCAGUGCAAAACUGGGAUUCUAUGAAUGUGAGUCCUUUUUUAAUGGGGAGAUAUUGGAAGUUGUACACAACCAAACCUUAACCUUAACUCCUAACCCUUAACCCUAAUCCUACCCUAUCCUACUUGACCUUUACCCAACCCAAUCUUAUACACAGUUCAAAUUUGUAUCCAAUACAACUUGGGGAACUACAGCCUAGGGGGAUUUAAGGGUUUGAAGUAAGUCGAAUUUAAGUUGGUACUCUGGGACAUUAUCCCCCUACAGGCAAGGAAUGAUAUUAAAUGUUUACAUAUUAAGGAUAAGGUGAGUUAUCAUCGCAGUAUGGCAUCAUGUAACAGCAGCCUUGAGCCAACCUGAGUUUAUCAAGCACCUUAAAACUCUCACAGAGCACAUGUCGUUUGUGAUUUUUACUUCCAAAAAAAAAAAAGAAACCAGGGUCUUGCUCCAAAUUAACUGUUGUUGUGUAUUAUUUAUUAAUAUAAAUAUAUAUUUUUUUUUUUUUUUUUUAGAUUUAGUGAUACAAAACUGGUGUGGUCUGGCAGUACUGGAAGAAUAAGAAACUGAAAUCUCUCAUUGUCCUUGAUUGGAGCUGACAUAUAUAAUUGUUAUUUUUCUUUCUUGGUUAUUGUAAUAUGACAUUUAAACUGCAUAUGUAAUGAUCAAACUCGUAUUGAUCAUAUGAGUUGAAGCAUAUAUAUGGAUUUAUAGAAGUGCCUUUUUGUUUCUUUGUUUUUAUUUAUUUUUUUAAUUCAUAUUAAAUUAUGUAUGUCAUUUCCUUAAGGUGGAGAGAGAUCCCAGAGGAAGCUGUCAUCAGACGAAAAGCAUAUUAUUAUUUUUAUUUUAUUAUUUAAUUUUAUUUUUUAGUUUGUAUCGAAUGCUUAGAAGAGCCCCAGGACCUCUGAGCACAAAGCCUACCCUAAAGAACUACCUGACUUCAAGGUUAAAUUUGCCCCACUUCUGCCGAGAGGCUAGUGCUUUACAGUGCAUUAUUCAAGAAGAAGAAUAGUCAGUCCAUGAACACCUUGAAAGGGAAUUUAUUUUCAGAACUCGCUGGGUAAUUCAAUGUUCCAGCAUGCUGGAUUGGUUGUUUCUGAUUGAGUCCUGACAGGAACAUGUGUGCAUGCACCAUGUGUUUCUCUAGAAUGGUACUCUUGUGGUUUUUUGAUUGGGUUAGCUGACUGUUUAGAGUUCUGGACACCUUCACCUUAACAAGGUUUAACUCAAGGUAGAAAUGUCAGACACAAUCUCAGCUCCAAAGAAUGUUCAGGCCGAGACAAGCUUGUUUGACUGUUUCCAAAGGUUUUGCACUGUAGGAACAUUGUCUCUUCUGAUAUUUAUGUGUUGAUUCUUAGGAAUUAUAAUUGCUUAGCUUUAAGAAUAAUGGAUUUUUGGUUCUCUGUUGAACUUUGAUGGCCAAAACGCUCCCGUUAGAGCUAAAAAAUAGACCAAUUAGUUUCAAAGCCAAAUUCCAAAGGCAUGUUUGGACUAGAUCUUGUGAGCUUCCUGUGUCAUAGGUUUAAUGGGACAGAAGCUUUAUUGUUUUAGAAUCUUUAGUCCUUUGUUUGUUGUCUACCUGCAGAAUUUCAAGUGCAAUUUUUAGUUUUAAGGCUGUUGUCUAAAUGUUUUUAGAAGGUAAGUGUGAAGUAGCUGUAGUAGAAAGAGAGGUGUUUACCAAGGUAUGUUCAUGAAAGCAUUUGGAUGGAAGACACUUUUCCAGUAAGAGGGACACUGGAAAGGAUGAUGUAGCUUUUUAUUUUGCUGCAUGUGAAGAAAGACUAGUGCAAGUGUAGAAAUAGUGAGAUGAAGAAAGUAGUUGAAAGGAUAAGGCAAGUAUUUUGUACCAAAGAAUGAGCUUAUGAGUUGGCAAUUAGCGAUAAUAGAAAAAUUCAUUCUGCGCCUAAAAUUUCAACAGAAACAGGUCAUGGGAGGCAUUUUGUUCAAAGGUGGUCCUGGGUAGAUAUUAUAGACACACCUAAUGUGUAUCGUAUCGUACUGCAUUUCUGUAUUGCAUUGUAUUGUCAACUGGAUUCAGUGAUCAAAUUAUACUAUGUUAGUAUUUUUAUGUUAUUGUGCUUCUGUUUUUGAUUCUCCAAAAUAUUAUUGAUUUACCUUACAGAAGAACGUUGUGUGUGUAUAAUCAACGAUCUUUCCUGGUCUUUACAGGUUUUCAGUGCAGACAUGCAGUGCUAAUGCUAAUGUCUAGCAUUUGCAUAAACAGACGAUCAAUCACAACUACUGCAGUUUCAUCAGGGUCAUUUGAUGUGUGUUAGAAAUCUCAAAAGCCGCCUCACAGAUCUGACCCAAUAUUUGGUGUCACGACAUUCACUAUCAACCUUAUUUGUCUUAAUACUUUAAGACGAAGUUGAGCAUCCACCCAAAUGUGCCAUUGCUAACCAUAGUGCCAUGGUAAUUGAGAUUAACAGAGGCGGCUAUCGCGAAUCAAAUUCAAACAUGCUUUCAGCCAAACUGGAAAUACCUGGUGCAUAUUAGUCAGAAUUCAGCAUAGAGGAAAACUUGACUGGAUAUUGUUUAUUGACAGUACUGAUAUGGUAGUAUUAUUAUGUUAUUUAUGCAUUAUUUUAUUCUAAUUAAUUACUUUUGUUGGUCAAUGCCAUAAUCUUUUUUGGGGGUUUGGUAUCAGUUUGAGAAACAAGGACUGCCAAGGUAUUUUUUGUUCAGUGCCUUUGCUAUCUUUUAUGAUUUCUGUUUAAUUUUUUGAUAAUAAAAUUAUUACAAUUGCAUUUUUAUAUUCUAUUUAUUAGUGAAGCCAUUUCAUUUAACAGCACUCAUACAAAGUGUGCAAACAAACACUGAAAGACAACUGGAAGAGCAAAAUAACAGAGAGACGGUACAUUGCGGUCAUGUGGUUGUGUUGUAAAGCUUUGGUUGUGUAUUCAGCUGCUUUGGUUGUUGUUGAGUGGAGAUAUCUCGCUAACCAGCAGUGUUUUGUACCACAAAACCAAAUCUGUGUAAAACCAACUCAAUAAACGAAUCAUUUCAAAGGUA